UGCCUGCUUAUUGGCCAUGAAUAUCCUGAUUCAAACCGGCUUAAAUAGAGUAGAAAAAACGAUAUGCCAGGUUGUUUCUGCUGUACUUCAGUAUUCUGUUCUCUCGGCCUUCUUCUGGAUGCUUCUGGAAGGAAUACUGCUGUACAGGAUGGUGAUCACAGUGUUUCAGACAAAGAAUAUACGAACCUUCGUACUCUACAUCGUAGCUUAUGGUAUCCCAGCUUUCAUCGUUGUAUUUUGUUCUGCAAUGUAUCCUACCGAGAUGAUCAGGGAAAAAUAUUGUUGGCCAGCUAAAGAAAAAGGUUUAAUUUGGAGCGUGUUGGGUCCAGUGGUACUCAUUAUUGUGGUGAAUUUAAUUAUUUUCGGCCUGACUCUAAACGCAGCGGCCAGAAUCAACAAAAUGAAUUUCGACAACUCCUCUUUUGAAAGCAAAAAGAAGACUUUGGUACAAAGAUCAAAAGGCAUGGUGUCUCUGACGUGCUUGCUGGGGUUCACCUGGGCCAUUGGAUUCUUUUACGUGCCGAUGAAAGUAGUGACCGCCUACGUUUUCGUCGUCCUCAACGGACUACAGGGUUUCUUUCUGUUUCUAACUCAAAUUAUCUUCAACAAUCCGGUACGGCAAAAACUCUUUGCCAUUUACAAAGAAAAUUUCACGAGAUUCUCUUCAAAGACUUCUUCUUUUCAUGUCUUGAAUAUUAAAGCCACCCGAAAUGCCAAAAACAAAGCAAAAGAGGCAAAUGACAAGAAGUUGAAGCCAUCGAAAUCCGACCUGUCCAUCAUAUGUUCAGCUAGUGAGGGGGACCCAGCUUCUGCCCCUCCACCCCCGUACGAGGAAUUGCAAGUGCGACUGACUGUUUUUGAAAGUGUCCAAAGGACCGAAGAAUCCUGCCAUCCUUUUGAAGUGAACGCGGAACCAAGGGUUUCGUCCGGUUAUUUGCCACCCAUUGUCCGACUUCAGUGAAAGACUUUCAUGUGAAAAAAAGUGUCCGUACCCUGGUAAUUUACCCCCUUGAACUGUGAAUUUAUUUAAACUCUUAAUUAGACGAAGCGUUUUAUUUUGAACAGUCAUAAUUAUGUCUAUGCGUAUUAGAAAAGGUAAAGACACCCGAGAAUAUUUGUGCAUUUCCAGAUUAAAUUCGUCUUUCAAAAAAGUUGCUGAUAUAAUUUAAAUGCAGAUUCAAAUAUCGAAAAUUUCUUACUCGAUGCAUGAUUUUGAAUAUAUCAUUUCAGUAUAAAGA
Molecule: messenger RNA, 1238 nt
Organism: Argiope bruennichi
Lineage: Eukaryota; Metazoa; Arthropoda; Arachnida; Araneae; Araneidae
Product: adhesion G protein-coupled receptor E5-like
Exons: 8
Coding region: 17-961 (314 amino acids)
Biological process (GO): adenylate cyclase-activating G protein-coupled receptor signaling pathway; cell surface receptor signaling pathway
Cellular component (GO): membrane
Molecular function (GO): G protein-coupled receptor activity
Source: RefSeq, a predicted model, not a curated record